Molecule: messenger RNA, 5791 nt
Organism: Ctenopharyngodon idella (grass carp)
Lineage: Eukaryota; Metazoa; Chordata; Actinopteri; Cypriniformes; Xenocyprididae
Product: SLAM family member 5-like
Exons: 4
Coding region: 84-1052 (322 amino acids)
Source: RefSeq, a predicted model, not a curated record
GUCUGACGCCAACAUCUGCGGUAAAAUCUUUGGUCUGUUUUUUUAGGUCAGUAGCUUACUUAACAAACCGUUUUGUUUCUUAGAUGUUUGCAUGGUCAGUGUGUUCUACUUUGUUCAGGAUUUUACAAUUCUGUUUGAGAGUUUUAGAAAGUGGGGUGUGUAGUUGUUUGUUCAUCACACCGCAACACGAGGAGUUUGUCGCUUUCAGAGCCAUUUUGAAUAUGAUGUCAAACGCUGCCGUCUUCUGUCUAUGUGUGUGUGUCACAAAUUGUGUGUUUUGUGUUGAGGAUGAAGUGAAGUCAGUGUCAGUGACUGAGGGAGGUUCUGUCUCUCUAAACACUGAUGUUCGAGUACAGAGAGAUCUUCAGAUACUGUGGACAUUUGGAUCUCAAAACACUCGAAUAGCUGAAAUCAUUAAAAGGGACCAAAUAAACUAUAUAUUUGUCAGUAAUGAUGGGAUAUUCAGAGACAGACUCCAGGUGGACAAUGAAACUGGAUCUCUGACCAUCAGAAACAUCAGAACUGAACACACUGGACUUUAUGAACUGACCGUCACCAGCAGUAGAAAAACACUGAAGAGAUUCAUUGUUACUGUCUAUGCUCCUCUACCCAUUCCUGUCAUUUCCAGUAACUCUUUAAAUUGUUCAUCAUCAUCAUCAUCAUCAUCAAGAUCAUCAGUGUCCAGAUGUUCACUGCUGUGUUCAGCUGUGAAUGUGAGUCAUGUGACUCUCUCCUGGUACAAAGGAAACAGUUUAUUGUCCAGCAUCAGUGUGUCUGAUCUCAGCAUCAGUCUCUCUCUACCUCUGGAGGUGGAAUAUCAGGAUAAAAACACCUACAGCUGUGUGAUCAACAAUCCCAUCAGAAACCAGACUCAACAUCUCACAGCCAAUGGACUCUGUCACACAUGUGAAGAACAGAGGCACCGUUUCUAUACUAUACCAGUGGUAGUUGGUGUGUUGUUAUUGCUGGCCAUAACUGCAGUUUGUGGAGGGAUCUGGUACUUCAAGAACCGUAGACAAGUACCACAAAGCGGCAAGUAUUACUGCAGUUGAAAUGAGUCUGUGUAUCACCAUUUCAGGUUUAUGUAUAAUUUUUACAGUUAAAAUGUGAUUAUUAUUAAAACAGUUGAAAGUGAAGAAAUACAUUAUGCUACAACAACAUUCUGUACACGUCAUUUACGCCACACGGUAAGAUACAGUACUUCUGUGUGCAUUUGUGUCUCGCUGCCUGCCUGUACGAAGCUCAGCACCAGUGCAUUGAUUUAUCAUUCACGAUCAUUCAGAAAUGAAAUCUCACUGCCUGUCUGUGCUUGCUUGUUUCUUAUCAUAGCCUAAGCAAAGAUUCUGCUCUAUGUUAAGAUGAAUUAUAGAUGAUGUUGGCUUUAAUGCUAGUGAUUCAUUUAAAGAUGUCAUCUGUAUCACAAGCAUGUGAACACCCCUAUAAGUAUACUUAACAGGGUUUGGCUGUUUCAUCUACACCUCUUACUAUGUUUUUCAAAUCUUUACAAAUCUGACUGGAUAGGAAUAGAUUAGUAGGACAAAUAACUCGGCAGCAACAGACUGAAAAAAACACCAGUUUUUCAGUUAACAGAAGGAAAAAAAACCUGUUCUACCUGUGAUUGCAAAUCACUCAAAGAAAAGAAAAGAAAAGAAGCCAUAUACUAUGGAAGCUUGUUUCCAUCACGGAAUAAAACUAUUUAAAAGAUAAUUGAGACUUUUUAUCUUACAAUUCUGACUUUUUUUAAUUGUGAGAUAUAAACUCAACUGCAAGUUAAAAAGUAAAAAUUGCAAGAUAUAAACUUGCAAUUCUGACUUUAUAACGUGCAAUUCUGACUACUUUUCUCAGAAUUGUGUGAGAUAAACUCACAAUUGCGAGAUAUAAAGUCUGAUUCAUAAAGGGGAAAAAGACUGACUUUUUUCUCAAAAUUGCGAGUUUAUAUCUCACAUAUCUGAGAAAAAAGUCACAAUUGCGAGAAAAAAGUAAGAAUUGUGAGAUAAAAAGUCGCAAAUACCUUUUUUAUUUUUUAUUCUGUGAUGGAAACAAGCUUCCAUCAUAUAUACUCUGAGGAAUAAAUGUUUUUAAAAAAAUGUUUAAAAAAAUAAUGUCAUUUACAUCAACAUGUUUUUGCAUUGUUGUAAAUUUCCCUGUAGGCUACUGCAGUGAUGUUACAUCAAACACCUGCUCUUUGUACUUGCCAAACAAUGACACAAAAUGGCCACAUGUAAAUAAAUUAACCAUUUUUAGUUUACUUGGCUGUUUAUAUUUAUGUCCAGAUAUGGAUGUUUUGUGAAGAUCAGACAGGACACAAUUACUCUAAUCACUAUUAUCGAAAAUAGAUAUAAUCUAUCAAGCUUCGUUGAUAUUGAUAUUCAGUGUUCAGUGGUUUUCCCGUGGAAUUGGACUACUUUUACACUAUUUCUGAGGGUUGUUUUUCAUGUCCACGGGUUGAAGUGACCACAAAUAACAUGUUAUUUAUGCGCAUUUUACCCUCUGGAACGCAAUUUUUACCGCCUGAAACGCGAUUGGGCUAGUUUUGAGUAGCAAUUGGGUGGGUUUUGUUGUGAACACCUGGCAACCCUGUUGAUAUUAUACGUAACUUAUAGAGAUGCUGUUUUACUCCUUUUGAUUGAGCAUCAAAAGCGAGACUUUGUUGCUGUUGUCUUUGCUGCUUAUACUGUAUCAUGUCUAAAAUCUUGUGAUUUGUGAGUUGUUGUUUUUUUGUAUCUUCGUAGUGUGCAUAUACUUGCAUGAUCACACAUCAUGAGUGUGCAGAUCUUGUCAUAUAUGUUCCAGAUUGACUAGAUGCAUGAAAACUUGGUUCAUUUUUCAUAGACAUCUCAGUUGUGAGAUGUUCUGCUACCAUUUUUUUUUUCUUUUGUCAUUUGUCAGUUUGGACGGAUGCGUGAACCAUCUCGUUCAGGGAUUUGGAUUCUGAUUUUAUAGGAAACAUCAUUGUUAGGCAUAAUGCCCCUCUCAGAACUUCCUCUCCAGUAUAAAAGGACCAUUCAUUGACACUGAGCCACAAAAACAGUCAUGUUUUGAACUUCUGCAAUGAUGACACACAAAAGAAUGUAGAUUCACAGACUCUGUAAUUAAGAGUGAGACUGGGUGAGAAUUAAAGGGAUAGAUGAACAUCUUUUUGGUUUUUAGAGUCAAGUUAUCAGUCGUCACUGUUCUUGAAAGAGAAAUUUCAGGCAAAACGGCAGUUUGGGAGCAGAACAUCUUACUUUCAACUUUGUUAACAGUUUAUGAUUGAUUUUCUGUCUGUAAUUUUACAGACAUUUUCUGAAAGUUUUACCUCUUUAUCCAGUUUUGCAUGUGUAGCUGUGGUAUCAAUGCUGUUCCUGAUUUUAUUUUUGUGUUUUCUUACAGAAAGGCAAUGAAGAAGAUGACAUAGUGUACUCAAGUGUUGUGAUGAGCUAAGGAGCAAAAUUACUUUUAAUAUUUUGUCAACAAUAAUUCAGGUUCACUGCAGUGUAAAGCAGUGUUUCUCAACUGGGGGCUCACGACCCAAAUAUUGCUCAGAGAGAAGCAAUGCUGCAUGCAAAUAUUAAAAUGGUACUAAUCUUACUGUAAUCAUGAAUACUGUAAGUGAAAUAGUUUGGGAGGACACGUUGUUUUGAAAAUGGAUGAAAGCAUUACUAUAACUUAACCCAUAGUAGAAUUUCUAGUAUUAUUACUUUGACUUUGGUAUUAAUAACCAUUUCUGAUGUAAAAUUUGGGUCUGGAAAUGAAACCAGUUGAGAACCACUGAAGCAGAAUGUAAAAAUGUAUUAUUUAAUUAUUUAUUUGCACACUGCCAUUUUGUCGUGUUAUUGUCAGUUAAUAUGUUCCUCAAUGAUCUGCGAAAGAGUGGAGUCAAAAACAGCUUCAUAAACCCACAAGAACUAUCUACAAAGCUUAAAAAACCUGUCUAGACCUGAAAUGAAUGCUUGAGCUUGUGCUACAGCUGCCUUAAAAACAAGCAACAGCGUUUCACAAUAUUUCAGCAUUAUUUCAUGGACAUUGUACUGAAUGGAAUUCACAAUCAACAAUUUUAUUUCACUUUUUAUUAUUAAAAGCUUUUGUUAUUAAAUCACUUUUCUUAUACUAUUUUCUCAAACCUAAAACAAUCUAGUCCCUGAUAGCUUUUAAUGUAACAAACCCCAAACUACACAAAAAAAUAAUAAUGAAUUGAAUUCUUCCAUCGAGUUAACAUUAAAACCAGCUUGCUUUAAUCUAACUAUCACUUCAGGAGUUACUGCAGUUUUCCUGCACAACAGGACAUGUUUCAACAGGUUUGGUUCUUCAAGGCGGGAAAACUGGAAUGCUGCCCUUCUCAAUAUGUAAUUUUAGUAGGUGGAGCUAGAAGGUCCAACCACACCCUAACCCUACCCAUAACUCUAUCCCUUCACCUAUUAGAUACACAGAGGUGGAGCUGGACUAGGUCAAGGUCAACCCAUGACAUCUAGAGAGGUGGAGCUGGAUGUGAGCACCACAUGUCCAAACGGUUUGUAUAUAAGGUCAACUUGAGGGUCUCUGCCUACUUGCAGCAUAGGCUUCCUUCCACUUGGAGGUCUCUGGGCUGCAGCGAUAUGUUCUUAGCAUUCUCUGGCAGGCACAUGCUUUUCAUGCUAGAGAACUGUACAGAAGCAUUAUAUUAGAGAGUACAUCUUGAGUAUAUUUCUACUCUGACAUUGACAUCACUAUUUCACAGAGAUGCAUUGUUGUAGCCACAGAAGAAAUGAACUACACACCAGUAACUGUCAAAGCAAAACCAAUCCAUCAUUUAGAACUCCAAACACCCUGCAGAAUAGUGAUUGCAGAAAGGGAGUCGACUGAAGAAAAUGCUUUGAAUUUUGAAGGUCUCGGAACACUGUGCUCUAGCGACACCUGCUGGUCAAAACUGUAAAUGCAAUGAGAACAGCCAUAACAAGGCCACUGUAAGGCAAUUAAAGCCUUUAGCCAAAAAGAUUAAUAAAUGCUGCUUAAACAUGGACUAAAAGAAUAUAAUAAGGCAAAGAGAAUGUGAUGGAGCAUAAGAAUCCACUUCCCUCAACUAUUAUAAGAUAUUUAAAUAUAAAUUAAACAAAAUAUAAAAAUCAUAAUAAAGCAUGAUAAUUUGAAUUAUAUCAUGAAGUAAGCUCUUAUACAAGAAUAAAACUCAUUAGAUAUUGUUGAUUUGGGAGAAACUCCCAUGUCUGAGUUGAUCUGAAUCUCACACUUGAAACCACCGAUCUUCACUGUAACAACUUCAGAUGAUGUUUUUGGUUUAGUUUAUUUGCACAAAUAUAAAAUAUAUACAAUAAAAACAAAAAGUACAAUCCAUAUACUGUGCAGGCAGAAAACCUGAAAGGGCUUAUUUAAAGCCUCCACCUAAACAACAAAAAGAAGAAAUUCGUCGUGAAAUUAAAGAAAAAACUAAAUUAAAAAUAUAUAAAUGUAUAUGACUGCAACAAGUUAAUUACAACUUAUAUCAAAAACCCAAAAACAAACCAUAUAGGGUGCAUAAAAUACACAAACAUCAAAAAACAAAAAAGCAUAACUACAAAGCAGCAAUAAAAUGAUUCUUUAUACAUCUUUUAUAACAUAUUAAAGAAGAACAUUUUUCUGCUAGAUGGGACAAACCAUUCCAUAAUUUAAUAUGGAAUUGACUAGUUAAGUGACAGUGAGUGAACCUGUGAAUUUACAUCUGAAAUUGCUCUGGAAUGUUACCUUCACCUGAUCUUAUAAAUGAAAACACAAAUUUGAGAAAUGUUAAUAUCAUAAAUGGUAAGAACCUGAAGUUUCUGAAAUAAAGUAGCAGAUGAAU